GGCAAAGCUGCGAGCCAGAGCGGUCAAGCAGGUACACCUUACAUCUAUACACACUUCCUAGUUAGGCUGGCUCCACCACCUUAUAAAUAGCUGAUGAUCAGGCACUUGCCUCCAUUUUCAUUGCGAUAACAUCGAUACAAGAGAUGAAUUAGAAACUUAUAGAGGAACAGGAAGCACGUCUGUCUUACUGUAUACCAUGAGGACGCAUCAGCAGAUGGAUUUAUUUCACAUAAAAAGAGGCUACACCCCGCGAGUGGGUACGUCAAUCAAUCAAUCAAUCAAUGCAGCGGCCUCUUGAUCUCAUCAAAGUAUGGACUCCUGUUUCAUCUCGUGCACAACAGCACAGAGUUGCAUCAUGCAUGUGAUCAGCAAAUAAAGACAGUCACCUUGUCCCUAUACAACUACUUAUUUGCAGGUGCACGAGCUGUUAGGGCACGAUCUCGCACAGGCCGAGGAUACUGCGUUCUUUGUGCUACAAAACUGUCCCGAGAUUAUCGAAGAAUGGUGCGCAAACUAUGGAACGGAGAUGCAAGAGUUCACAGGGGACGGAGAAUGCCAGCCCUGUGCUGCCCUCCUGGCGACGAAGGACAGGAUUCCUGGAACCAAGAAUGA
Amoebophrya sp. A25 is the source of this 612-nucleotide messenger RNA. The record is from the annotation of a GenBank genome assembly. NCBI's taxonomy places the organism in Eukaryota, Dinophyceae, Syndiniales, Amoebophryaceae.